AUGUCCGCAGACUCAUGCAGCGGUUCUACAGACGAGGAUCUUCUGUUCGUUAGGUUCGUCGAAGUUCCGGAAGUUCUCUACCACCCCCGCGCCGUGAACAGUCCCGCAGCAUGGAUUCGGUUCAACGUGAAAAAACUCGAGCAAUCUCGACGUCAAACCUCAGAAGCUCGAGCAGCGCGUGGAAUCGAUCCUUCCCCUUACCGUCGCUCUCAAUCACCGGCACGCCUGUCAGACCCUUUCUUCGUAUCGCAUGAAAGGCCAGAAGUCAUGUUCAGAAGAAUGUUGAAGGACGAAUCCGCGAAGAUCACAUACACCGAAAGCACAUGGUUUGCACCGGGCUUUGCAUGGAAUGCAGACUUCCUAGAGACAGCGUACAUCUUCAUCCCAGACAUUGAAAGUGAAGCUCGGCUCAGGUACUGGGCUAACUGUUGGGAUACCAUAGGGACCAUACAUCGACUUCUGUCCACAGCUAUCGAACACGGCCUCAAGUUUUAUUUAGCGUUACCACAGGACCGCCUGCGACAAUUCCGGCCAAUCAUUGUCGACAGUCUCGACCGCACCUCAGCUUCGUCUCUAUACACCGCGGGAUUUCAAGAACCAAAUCUAUCCCCGGCGGAGAACAUGGCGACUUUCUGCACCCUCUAUUUAGCAAGAAUGAAUGAUUUGCUUCGCCGCCCUCAUGCACAAGCUUUUAUAGGAGAAGGAGGACAAUUCAGCUGGAUCGCUAGGCGCUGGACUGGCGUUCGACUCAUAGAAGAAUUUAUGUCUGGCCCAUCCAUUCAAGUCACGGUCCACAACCGGGGGUUCUACGACUCCGCGUCCCAGGAUGCCUCAUAUCUAUCUCACGACGCAGUCUCCGAACAGGAGAAAGACUUGCUUCUCGGCUACUGCACUGGCAUUAACAGUUGUUCAGGAAAGUGGUUAUUCCCGCCAGCGGAGAUCUUCGACAACAAUUUCGAGCUCUGGACAGGCGAGUGGAAUGCAGCUUUGGAUCACAUCUACGGAAGGCUGGCGGAUGACAUCGCUAGAGGAAAAGGGAAGCUGCGUACAAAGGAGAAGUGGAAGAACUGGAUCAGGAACAACGAGCGGGGUCAACGUCGUCCACGAUAUCUACCUAUCACCCAAGACUUCACGGAUGUCAUGGAUGGGAUUUCGCGAGCGGGCCUAAGACCCACUUGGCACAAGCAGCUCCUCGAUGACAUUAUGUUCCCCGAACAACGAUGGGAUUAA
Laccaria bicolor S238N-H82 is the source of this 1230-nucleotide messenger RNA. RefSeq lists its product as uncharacterized. The transcript has a single exon. The record is from RefSeq and is a predicted model, not a curated record. Lineage: Eukaryota; Fungi; Basidiomycota; Agaricomycetes; Agaricales; Hydnangiaceae. Bases 1 to 1230 code for a protein of 409 amino acids.